Molecule: messenger RNA, 498 nt
Organism: Lotus japonicus
Lineage: Eukaryota; Viridiplantae; Streptophyta; Magnoliopsida; Fabales; Fabaceae
Product: UDP-glycosyltransferase 79B30-like
Exons: 1
Coding region: 1-498 (165 amino acids)
Source: RefSeq, a predicted model, not a curated record
AUGGAUCGCACAGAGAACCACGUUGAAACUCUCCUGAGGGAGUUAAAUCCACAGAUUGUUUUCUUUGUUUUCCAACACUGGCUACCCAACUUGACUCGGAGACUGGGAAUCAAGUGCAUACAAUACUGGAUAGUUAAUCCAUUAUCAGUAGCUUACUUCUGGAAUGGUCCAAGACAGAGCCAAGGAACAGAUUUAACUGACCUUGAUCUAAUGCAACCGCCACCAGGGUUCCCUGAUUCAUUCAUCAAACUUCAUGCACAUGAGCUUCGAUUCCUAGCUGCCUCAAGAAAAAUGGAGUUUGGAAAUGGUGUUUUGUUGUAUGAUCGUCUCGACAUAGGUGCACGCUUGGCAGAUGCAAAUGCUUUCAAAGGUUGCAGAGAAAUUGAGGGACCUUAUGUUGACUAUCUUGAAACUGUGUAUAAGAAGCCUGUUGAUGAGCAUAGACCUUCAAUUAAGAAGGUGUAUGAGAGAAGAAACAAGAGGAAAGUCACAACUUAG